GCUCGCCUGGCGGCGGCGGCGGGAGCGGCGGCGAUGGCGGACAGCGCCAGCGAGAGCGACACGGACGGCGCCGGCGGCAGCGGCGGGGGCGGCGGCCCGGCGGGGCCGAUGACGGCGGGCGGCCCGGCGGCGGGGCCCGGCUCGGGGGGGCCGGGCGGCGGCGGCGGCGGCUCGGGAGGCAAGGCGGGCGGGAUCGUGAUCUCGCCGUUCCGGCUGGAGGAGCUGACGAACCGCCUGGCCUCGCUGCAGCAGGAGAACAAGGUGCUGAAGAUCGAGCUGGAGACCUACAAGCUCAAGUGCAAGGCGCUGCAGGAGGAGAACCGCGACCUGCGCAAGGCCAGCGUCACCAUCCAAGCAAGGGCAGAGCAGGAAGAGGAAUUCAUCAGUAAUACUCUAUUUAAGAAGAUCCAAGCUCUGCAGAAAGAAAAAGAAACGCUUGCAGUAAACUAUGAAAAGGAAGAGGAAUUUCUCACUAAUGAGCUCUCAAGAAAGCUGAUGCAGCUGCAGCAUGAGAAAGCUGAACUGGAGCAGCAUUUAGAGCAGGAACAGGAAUUUCAAGUGAACAAACUGAUGAAGAAGAUUAAAAAACUGGAAAAUGAUACGAUUUCGAAGCAGCUCACCCUGGAGCAGCUAAGACGUGAGAAGAUUGACCUUGAAAAUACUUUGGAACAAGAGCAAGAAGCACUAGUAAAUCGUCUCUGGAAGAGGAUGGAUAAGCUUGAAGCAGAAAAACGAAUUUUGCAGGAGAAAUUAGACCAGCCAGUGUCUGCUCCACCAUCACCCAGAGACAUAUCAAUGGAGAUAGAUUCUCCAGAAAAUAUGAUGAGACAUAUCAGAUUUUUAAAGAAUGAAGUGGAGAGGUUAAAGAAACAACUGAGGGCUGCACAGUUACAGCAUUCAGAGAAGAUGGCACAAUAUUUAGAAGAGGAGCGACAUAUGAGAGAAGAAAACUUGAGACUUCAAAGAAAAUUACAGAGGGAAAUGGAACGUAGGGAAGCACUUUGCAGGCAACUGUCAGAAAGUGAAUCCAGCUUAGAAAUGGAUGAUGAAAGAUAUUUUAAUGAGAUGUCUGCACAAGGAUUAAGACCUCGCACUGUGUCCAGUCCUAUCCCUUAUACACCCUCACCAAGUUCUAGCAGACCUAUAUCACCUGGUCUGUCAUAUGCAAGUCACACAGUUGGUUUCACACCACCAACUUCACUGACUAGAGCUGGAAUGUCUUACUACAAUUCCCCAGGCCUUCAUGUGCAACACAUGGGACCAUCCCAUGGUAUUACAUCUCCACCAUCUGACGGAUGAGUCAUCUGAGGUUGCUCCAAGAGGCCUUCACCACGAAGAAGUAACAGCCCCGACAAAUUUAAACGUCCCACUCCUCCUCCUUCUCCAAACACGCAGACCCCAGUGCAGCCACCUCCGCCACCACCUCCACCACCUGUGCAACCUCCGGUCCAACCCGCAGCAUCGCAGGCAGCCACUUUUCAACAUUCAGUGCAUCCCUCCUCUCAGCCUUAGUGCAUGUGCUCAGCAGUCUGAUGUCAGAAGUGGACUCAUAACAUGGAGCAGUUUACUAAAAGCCAAAGGCUUCCUUGGCAUAUUUGGAUUUGACUUAUUUGCACUGAGGUUAUUUAGGCUUCACUGUUAAUUGUGUUGUAAACGUUUGUAUAAAAUGCAGCCAGUGUUGUGGGUCUACAACACUAACUUAACAAAGUUUUGCCAUCAGUGUUUACUUGAACUACAUGUAUGUCCAUUCUCUGGCUGGAACAUUUGCUACUCUGUUUGGUAAUACGGCAUUAUGUCGUUUUGCUUGGCUCCAAAGCUUCAUUUUCCUGGCUUUUAGGUUUGUAAAAUUAAAGGGUACCUUUUUAUAUUUUUUCAUGACAAUUUGCAGAAAAUUAAAGGCAUGAUGGGCUAUAUGAUAAAUUCUGAAAUAUGACAGUGUUUACCAAGCUUAUGGAAAAUCAGCACUAUGUUUCAGUCAUUGGAAAUAACAGCUUCUCGUGCAAAAGUGAGUCAGACACCCCAAUCAGUGCCCAAGACACAUACUCUAUUGUAUUAUGUACUAAAUAAGCUUAAUUCAGCACACAGGACACAUCCGUAUUUCUCCUGUUUAAAAGCACCUCAAACGUGUGGUACAGUCUGAAUUUUACAGUGAGGGAACUGGCUUGUUGGAGUCUGUGGAAUGUACAAUUCGUGGACCUUAAGAUUUGAUGAUUUCACUUGACAUUUGCGUUAACCUGUAAGCUGCCCACACUGUGUGAUCUGUCACAAUUAACUUUGGUAAGUGUGGUCCUGCCCACAGGUUACUGAUAGCUGAUUAAAGUGUGCUCUUUGAUUUUGAUUUUUUGCUGCAGAAGGCAAUGUGAUUGUAAAGAACAGCUGAUGAUAACGUUUUUCUUGUUAAAAACAUAUUAAUUGUGAUUCCCCUGAAGCAAAGUUUCAAGAGGUAUUCUAAAUGUUCAAAAGUCUGUUAGAAAAUAAGGUAUAAGAUGAGCAUAUAGGAAUAUAUUGGCACAACAGCCAAAAUGUUGUAUUGCUUGGUAGAAACAGAGUACAAGGAAGUAGCACAACAUGGCACUAAUGAAUGCUUAUUUAGCAGCCUAAGCCGGUACAAUGUAUAAAGAAAUGUAUUCGGAAUACAUUCUUUCCAUUCAUUUAGCACAAAUAAAUUGGUUUCACUUUGCAGUGGAACAUAGUGUCACUUCUUGAUAUUGACAUCUUGCUCAGUUACAUUUUUCCUGAGGUUCCUGUUGAAUACUGAGGUUUAUGUAUUAUUGAUUUUGAGUAGUUUACCUCAUAUAUAUGAAUAUGUGGGCCAUGGAAAAUGACAAAAGAAUGUUUAUUUUAUGAGAAUAUGUAUCUGGCUAUAAUCAGAGCAGAACAUGAGUAAUUUAUCUUUUGUUUACAAAAGUUUGUUUGACAUGCCUAAUGCUUUAUUAAGGACAUUUUUAAGAAGGAAGUACAGCAUACUGGUAGUAUACUAACACUUGUACAUAUAUUUUCAUGUUUGCCACUCACUAUUCAGUAAGAAUUGCAAACUGAAAAUCUUUAUAAAAUUAGUGCUCUAAAUCAAAAUAGCAAGUUAAAAUAAUGUUGUAAAAGGUUCCGCUUAAGGCAAAACUAGAAUUUCUUCACUGUAGAUAUGUAGUUUCAUCUCUGAGAGAAUUUAGAGAAGUGCAUAUAUAGUCUAUUACACGUUUCAAACCAAUAUGGGAUCAAGUCCAUUAUCAAAUUACAUUAGUUAUGGUAGUGAAUUUCCAAUCAAGUGAUUCUCAAGAUUGUGGCAGACUUAAAAUUUGCCCAGUGCUUCCAUCUGAAAAUAACUGACCAUAGCAGGUGCUCACCUUUCCAUAGAGGAAGCUCAGCUGAGAGCAUUGUGAUGAAUCAGAGUUCCUGAAUCGGUGGUAGGACUGCAUGGGAGAAGGUUACAGGCAGGCAGAGGUGGGACUAAGUUCAAGGCAGGAUUGGUUUAGUUUGACGCUUGUCCUUUUGUAAACAGAAGACGAAGAAACAAAUACAUUCUUUCUAAGUAGGAGUCCAGCUCAAGUACACCACUACUUGCAAUGGUGCCCUCCUUUCUGAAGUGCUUUGAGAUUUUUGGACUUACAGCUCUACAGAGUGCGAGCUGACAGUGAUGGUAGUGUAAAUGUGGGACGGGGGAAGCCUUUGACAGUGUUAAGACUAUAAAAUGGAAAAUUGCCUAGACUAAUUUACGUUUAAAGCAUAUUCCAAAACUGAAUUUGUGUAACCCGAGUUCAGCUGCUGUUAUAAAGUGUCUUAGUGAACUCUCCUUACUAUUCCAGUGGGACUGUUACCAGAGGAAAGUAAAGAACUGACAAAUGUAUACUGAAUCUUGAAAGUGUAACAAGGCACUGAAUUGGCCUUACCUAACUAAGAACAUGGAAAGAACAUUUGCUUGCAAUCAGAAGUGGUAAACUCUUAUUUGUAGACCUUUUGAAUAAGAUGAGAAAUUGUGCACAACCAUCUCCUAAUAAAUAUAAAUGGAUUUUCA
Columba livia (rock pigeon) is the source of this 4009-nucleotide messenger RNA. RefSeq names its product coiled-coil domain containing 6 (gene CCDC6). The record is from RefSeq and is a predicted model, not a curated record. Lineage: Eukaryota; Metazoa; Chordata; Aves; Columbiformes; Columbidae. The coding region runs from base 34 to 1299 and encodes 421 amino acids. The transcript is spliced from 10 exons.